This is a messenger RNA of Alnus glutinosa, 1340 nucleotides long. RefSeq lists its product as uncharacterized. NCBI's taxonomy places the organism in Eukaryota, Viridiplantae, Streptophyta, Magnoliopsida, Fagales, Betulaceae. The record is from RefSeq and is a predicted model, not a curated record. The transcript has 4 exons. The coding region runs from base 191 to 1009 and encodes 272 amino acids.
GUUGAAAAAUCUUCACGCCUCCAUUGGAGCCAACAUUUCCCCUCUUCAAAAUUUCACAUUUCCUCUUUUCAAACGAACAAAUCUCAAAUCUCUCUCGCUCGCUCCCCGUGGUUGGUUGCAAAAGCUCGCGCUGCUUGAAGUCCAAGUCCUUCAAGGAUUAUUCCCUAGUCGAGUUCUGCUGGCUUCACAAAUGAUAAACACUAAUCUCAAAAACAGUGGGCUAGGAAAUUUUGGGACCAGUUUGCCUGUGUGCCAUAAACAAUCACCAAUUGGCAGGAAGAAGGUAGCUUUGAGAGAUGUGCAGAAUGAUAGCAGGAGCUUAAUCUGUAAUGGUCCAGAGAGUUGUGUUCUAGGACUUAGUGCCGAUGCUGUUAAGGUUUCUGAGAGACUUAACCCUGAGUGCCCUUUAAAACCCCGUUACCACCAGUCCUGGAGAAGUAAUGAUGCAAAUGAACAUGUCACACAUGCUGGUAGGAAUUCUGAUUCAGAGCUAGGCAAGAGAAGAGUUCAAGAGGCAUCUAACAAAAAAUCUGAUUUUCUAAAGUUGAGAAAAUAUUUCCACAAUAAGCCGGAACUACCGCAACAACAUCCUGAAGAGAAGGAAAGAAAUACAUCUAGCGUGCCUGCAUCUGCACCAACUCCUACAGCUUCUGUGAUAACGUUUUCCCCAGAUGGACCAUCAGUUCCUAUUUCUCUCGAAAAGCCUGGUAAUGGUUUUCUAGCUGCUGAGUCCGUUUGCCUUCAGCUUACUUCUGAGUCUGACGUUCCUCAUUCUGCUGAUUCUAAGGGGAACACUGAUCAGGAAAGUAAAGAACAGUUCCUUCAUCUGCAGAAGCCUCAGAAGAAGUGUUAUGAGUAUGAUCAGAGGGAUUACAUCCACUUGUUUCGUCAUUUAUCUCCUGUUGAGCUUAACAGAUGUGCUAUCGAGUUGGAGAAAAGAUCAAUCCAGCUAUCAGUUGAGGAAGGGAAAGAGAUCAAAAGGAUGAAGGCUCUUAAUAUAUUUGGAUAGUCUUAACUGAAACAAUCCCUUGCAAACAUUUCUACAAGUUCAGACCAAAAAAGUGAAAAGCAAUUGGAUACAAAUGUGUUAGUUUUUGAGAUUUUACAGAUGACCAAGUGAACGAUUCUGCCUCAAUUCCUUCAUUUAUUCUUCCAUUUUUUUGGUUGGCCUGACAAGAAUCCACCUCCUUGAUAGCUCUGCCAGCUGCUACUGUAAACCUGUUGUUUAGGAACUGAUACAUCAAUUGUAAUUUUUCUUCUCUUGCUUUUUGUGAUAGACUUAUUGAGGGCAUUGGUAGUGUUAUCAACAUCACUUUUUUAUUUUUUGGUGAAUGAAUUUA